This is a messenger RNA of Grosmannia clavigera kw1407, 3807 nucleotides long. Its product is annotated as GPI maturation protein. Bases 1 to 3807 code for a protein of 1268 amino acids. Gene Ontology annotation, biological process: endoplasmic reticulum to Golgi vesicle-mediated transport; GPI anchor metabolic process. The record is from RefSeq and is a predicted model, not a curated record. Gene Ontology annotation, molecular function: phosphatidylinositol deacylase activity. Gene Ontology annotation, cellular component: endoplasmic reticulum. Lineage: Eukaryota; Fungi; Ascomycota; Sordariomycetes; Ophiostomatales; Ophiostomataceae. The transcript is spliced from 2 exons.
AUGCAGAAGCCUCCUUCUGGCUUCUCCGACGGUGAUAACUCUCCUGUCAGGACAUCCAAUGCCGCCAUCCCGACCUCGCCGAUUCUGCCGCACAGCUCUCCGUCCCAGGCGGCGCGGUCUUCCGUGACAAACGGCCUCGAGACCCAGCAGAGCACCGGCGAAUCGCGCUCGCACCCACGUCGCCAGCAAAAGUCACCCUCUCUGGCCGACCUGCCGUCCUCUUCGUCCGCGAGAAGCAGGCGAUCCACCAAUCUGGCGGGCGAGAAGCCUAGCGGCAAGCAGCCGCCGAGGAAUGGCCUUGUCUACGCCACGCCCAUAGCUCUGCCGGUCACCGCCUCAUCUUCAUCCUCAUCUUCGUCCUCAUCCUCAUCCUCCACCGCUUCCUCGCCGGCAUCGUCACCUCCACAGGCCUUGGCUAGCUCGAGCUACGCUACCGAGCGGAUGAACGGCGACAGCAGUUAUCUACACGCCCAGCCAGACGCGCUUCCGGCCUGCAGCACGGCUGCGAGCGACUGCAGUACCGGCGCUGGCACCGGCAGUGUCGUGACCAAGUACGCCGGCUGCAUCACCGCCCCCAGCAUCAUGGACAGGUCUCCACGGUCUCGACCUGUGGCUCACAGCAAGCAGCGGUCUCGCAAUCCCUGGUCUAUCAGCCUCCUCCCCCUCUCCGUCUCGCUGCUGGGCGCCGUCCUGUUGGGACUGAUCUUCAACUCUCUCGUCACCCGCCAGCUCGACCCCAAGGGCUGUCGCAUGGCUUACAUGUACCCUUCCUACACUCGCAUCGCCGACUUUGAUACCGAACACACCCGGUUCGCCAGCAAAUACUCGCUCUACCUCUAUCGCGAGGACGGCUUCGAUGACAAGACCAAGCUCCGGGGCAUUCCCGUCCUGUUUAUACCGGGAAAUGCCGGCAGCUACAAGCAGGUCCGCCCCAUUGCUGGCGAGGCUGCCCAGUACUUUCACAACGUCGUGCAGCACGACCAGGCGGCGUUGCGCAGUGGCGCCCGUACGCUCGACUUCUUCACGGUCGACUUCAACGACGACAUAACCGCGUUCCACGGCCAGACGCUGCUCGACCAGGCCGAGUAUCUGAACGAGGCCAUCCGCUACAUUCUCUCGCUCUAUCUCGACCCGACCAUUGCGUACCGCGACUCCAACCUGCCCGACCCGGCCUCGGUCAUCGUUCUGGGCCACUCGAUGGGCGGCAUCGUGGCCCGCACGAUGCUGAUUAUGCCCAACUACCAGUCCAGCUCGAUCAACACGAUCGUCACGCUCUCGGCCCCCCACGCCCGGCCUCCAGUGACGUUUGACAGCGAGAUCGUCAAGAUCUACGACGACAUCAACGGCUACUGGCGACGGGCCUAUUCGCAGAAGUGGGCCAACAACAAUCCUCUGUGGCACGUGACACUCGUCUCCAUUGCUGGUGGUGGUCUCGAUACCGUUGUGCCAUCUGACUAUGCGAGCGUCGAGUCCCUCAUGCCCGAGACCCACGGCUUCACCGUCUUCACCACCACCAUCCCCAACGUGUGGACGAGCAUGGACCACCAGGCUAUCUUGUGGUGCGACCAGUUCCGCAAAGUCAUUGCCCGCACCUUGUUUGACGUCAUCGACGUGCACCGAGCGACGCAGACGAAGCCUCGUGCAGAGCGCAUGCGCGUUUUCAAGAAGCACUUUCUCACCGGCCUGGAGGCUGUCGCCGAGAAGGACAUGCCGUCCAAGGAGCACUCGACCCUCCUGACGCUCGACAACAGCUACAGCACCAUCGUGGCCCAGGGCGAGCGGCUCGUGCUGCGCCGGCUGGGCAGCUCGCCACGGGCACACGCCCAUCUGCUGCCCAUCCCGCCGCUUGGCUCGCUCGUAGGCAAGCGCUUUACCCUGAUGACCGACCAGCGCCUGGAUGGCCCUGGCGAUGCCGGGAAGGUCGAGGUCCUGUUCUGCAGCGCGUUCCCCCUGCAGUCGAGCCAGACGGGCGCGUUUUCUAUCAAGAUCGACCUGUCGUCGGCAGAAAAUGCCGGGUCGACGCGGCUGGCCUGCAAGAACGCCACCCAGGAUGUCAUUGAGCUGCCUGCAUCGCGCAGCACGUCCCGCCACCCGUUCUCGCUGGACGAGCGCGACUCGGCGCCCUUCUCCUACCUGCAGUACAACGCCGAGCAGAUUGCGGGCCACCAGUUCGUGGCCGUCAUCGACAGGGCAACCGUGCCUACGCCCGGCUUUGUGGUGGCCGAGUUCAGCGACAACGACAAGGCCCGCCACUCGCACGACGUCAGCUUGCGCCAUCUGCUGAGCUUCGGCCUCAAGGUCCGGCUGCCGGCGAACCACGCAAUGGUGACGGAGAUCCGGAUUCCGGCGGUGCAGUCGAGCCUCUUGGCCUACAACCUGGAGAUCGAAAAGCAGUUCUGCGCCGAGGCCUCGGCCGAGCUCUUCACGCCACUCGUGCGCCAGUUCAUGUCGGAGCCGUUCGAGUCCAAGUUUUACGUCAACGCCCGUCGGGCCAGCGUGAGCCUGCAUGGCACUGCGCCCUACAUGCCGCCAGCGCUGAAGCAGAGCGCGGCUGACGAGACAGGCCUAGGCUUCCAGCUCUGGGCAGACCCGACGUGCAACUCGAGCGUGCAGCUGAAGCUGACAGUCGACAUCAUGGGCAGCAUGGGCAAGCUCUACAUGCGCUAUCGGACCGUGUUCGCGGCCUUUCCCGUUCUCGUCGUUGCCCUGGUGCUCCAGAAGCAGUUCAGGGUCUACGACGAGACGGGCGUGUUCGUCUCGUUCUCCGAGGGCCUGAACGGCUCUCUGCGGCAGUCACUCCCGCUGGUCCUGGCAUCGCUGACGUUGCUGUCGCUCUCGGUCGGCAGCUCGCAGGGUGGCCCGGGCUCGACGGGCUUGAUGCCCUGGCACAACGCUACGACCGCAGCCCUGGACUUUCACCAGAACGAGCUGCUCGUGGGCACGCAGGACCCGUUCUUCUGGUUUCUCACGCCGUUGAUCGGCGUCAUCUGUGUCGGCGUCUGCACGGCCCUCAACUAUGCCGCGCUGGCCCUGACGCACAUCCUCAGCAUCGUCCUGAGCCUGGCGCUGUCACGGCCGGCCUGGCUGCGACACGAUCAGCGCAGCACGCAGCAGACCGGCCAGGCCGACGGACAGCAGCCACAGCAACCACAGCUCCCACUCCAGCAGCUCCAGCAGCUGCAGACCCAGCUGUACUUUGCGCCGGCGUUUGCGCAGGCAUCGCCGCGCAGACGCGUGGUGACGACGAUGGUGCUUCUCCUGCUCGUGACGACCUUUAUUCCGUAUCAGUUUGCGUACCUGGUCGCCUGUCUGGUUCAGAUCGCGACGACGGUGCGGGCUCUGCGGGCUGCUUCGGACCUUCGGUCCACCAUCAACUACAACUUUUACAACUACGUCCACUCGAUCCUCGUUCUGAUGCUCUGGAUCCUUCCGAUCAACCUCCCCACCCUGGUCGUCUGGAUCCGGAACCUGGCGGUGCACUGGCUGACGCCCUUCUCGUCGCACCACAACGUGCUUUCCAUCAUGCCGUUCAUCGUGCUGGUGGAGACGCUGACGACAGGCAAGAUGGUGCCUCGCCUGACGACUCGGCUGCGGCACGUGACCAGCAUUCUUCUCUUCGGCAUGGCCAUCUGCUCUGCCGUCUACGGGGUGUCGUAUGCGUACAUGAUCCACUACCUCGUCAACCUGGUCGUGUUCUGGCUGUGCAUCGUACACUCGACGGGCGAGCCGGGCGCCUGGUCCGUCACCCUGAUCAGCGGCAUCUUUGGCGAUGUUGGCCGCGACGGAAAGCAGGGCAAGGCACCAUGA